Messenger RNA from Tripterygium wilfordii, 1085 nucleotides. RefSeq names its product histone chaperone ASF1B-like. The transcript has 3 exons. The record is from RefSeq and is a predicted model, not a curated record. Gene Ontology annotation, cellular component: nucleus. NCBI's taxonomy places the organism in Eukaryota, Viridiplantae, Streptophyta, Magnoliopsida, Celastrales, Celastraceae. Gene Ontology annotation, biological process: DNA replication-dependent chromatin assembly. Gene Ontology annotation, molecular function: histone binding. Bases 172 to 750 code for a protein of 192 amino acids.
CCUUUCUUUAAUUUCUUGUUUCUGUGAAAACCUGCUAGCGAUUCACGAUAUAAAUUUCUUCUAUUAGGGUUUGGGUUUUAGUUCGAUGAAGGCUGUAGGAGUUAGGGUUCCUGUCAAUUCCUGCCUGAAUCCAUCCUUCGACUGUUCCUUGCUUUCUCCGGAUUCGCCACAAUGAGUGCUGUUAACAUCACGAACGUUACGGUUUUAGAUAAUCCGGCGCCCUUCUCCUCCUCUUUCCAGUUUGAGAUCUCCUACGAAUGCUUGACCCCUCUCAAAGACGAUUUGGAAUGGAAACUUAUCUAUGUGGGAUCUGCUGAGGAUGAGACAUAUGAUCAGCUUCUAGAGAGUGUGCUUGUUGGUCCUGUCAAUGUUGGCAAUUAUCGUUUUGUGUUUCAGGCAGACCCACCAGACCCAUCAAAGAUCCGUGAAGAAGAUAUUAUUGGUGUGACAGUGCUUUUGUUGACCUGCUCUUAUCUUGGUCAGGAGUUUAUUCGAGUGGGAUACUAUGUGAACAACGAUUAUGAUGAUGAGCAGUUAAGAGAAGAACCGCCUCCAAAGCUUUUGAUUGACAAGGUUCAAAGGAACAUUUUAACCGACAAGCCUAGGGUGACAAAAUUUCCCAUAAAUUUCCAUCCUGAAAAUAAUGAAACUGCAGACAAACCCCAACCAGAUCAACCAGCUGAAAAUGAUGGUGAUGGAGAACAACCACGCACUUCACCUGAUCAAACCUCAGACAAGGAUGAACCUUAGUUUUUGCAGUAGCAGGUUUCUUGUUCAUGGUACAUGGCAUGAUAGGUUCGUGAUGUUUGCCACAAUUUUAGAUGACCUUAUCCACAGCAUUAGUUGGCUUCACAAUCAUCUAACAUAGAAAUUUUAGAAAUUGAUGCAUGCUGUAAGUGGAUUGACCUGACCGGUGGUUAUAGCACCAAUUAAACUCAUUACCUUUUUGUGCAUUUAGAAUUUUGGUUUGUGUAAUGAUGUCAGGAGGCGGUUCUUUUGUUAGCUCUAGCAAUUUUGUGCUUGAAACUGAAAAACUUGUAUUUAAAAGUUGAAACUGAUUGAAAUGUCAUGUGAAUUUUGUUGCA